This is a messenger RNA of Panicum virgatum (switchgrass), 3230 nucleotides long. RefSeq lists its product as uncharacterized. The transcript has 2 exons. Lineage: Eukaryota; Viridiplantae; Streptophyta; Magnoliopsida; Poales; Poaceae. The coding region runs from base 135 to 1220 and encodes 361 amino acids. The record is from RefSeq and is a predicted model, not a curated record.
CAAUCAUCGCAUUCUGUUCGGCGCGACCCGUUGACUAGCCUUUGCCAUUGCCGCCGCCGCCUUAGACGAGCGGUUUUUCGCUUGAAAUAACCACGGAAAAGAAAAGAGAAAAAGAAGGAUCAGAGGAGGGGAAAAUGGCGACGGAGAAGCGCCACCGCCGGCACUCGCCGCCGGCCGCCACGCCCGGUGCCUCGCCCACGUCCUCCUCGAAUCCAGAAUCCGCCGUAUUCCGCUCGCCUUCCCCUCCGCCGGACGUCCUCCCAGACAUCGCCUCCCGCCUGACCUCCCUCGAGGACUUCUUCGCCCUGCGCGCCUACCGCGCCCUCCUCCCGCCGUCCCGUGGGGUUCUCGCCUCCCAGUCCCCGCUCCUCCUAGUCGCGCUAUUCCCCUCAUUCUCCGAGGCGCUCUUUCACCUCUCGCUCCGCCGCCUCCACCGCUUCCGCCACCACCUGCCCCUCUCCCGCCACACCCUCCUCUACGCGCACGGCUACCUCGUCACGGCCACCACCGCGGGGUCCUCCCACUACCCUCCGAGGCUCCUGCUCCUCCACCUCUUCUCCGGGGUGCAGAUCCGCCUCCCUAAGGUCCCGGCGCCGUUCACCCGCGUCAUCCUCUCCGAGGACCUCGCCGUGGUCCUCUUUCUGCCUGGCAGGCCAACCGUCCAGCACUGCCGCCUGGGGGACACACUCUGGCGCGUGGUCCGCGCCGAUGCGCCGGACGUGGUCGACGACAUGCUCUUCGUCGAUGGCACCCUCUACGCCUUGGUUGGCCUCCGACUUGCCAUAGUCGAGCUGUCUGAAAAUUCGCUCGAGCUGUCGUAUCUUGGAGGGGACUUGGAUGACAAGAGCAGGCCAGCGGGAGGGCUGUUCAGGCUUGGACUUGGAGAGUGCGGGGGCGAUGUGUUGCUGCUCAUCAGUGAGGAUCAUGAGGGUAUGAUGGUUUACCGUGUUUUUCGGUGGGUGUCCGAUGAGGGAAAGUGGGCUUCAGUCACGAGCUUGGGCGGGAGGACACUGUUUCUUGGUUAUGAUGGAUUUGCAUCCUGCCUUGGUCCUGAUUACCCAGGAAUUCGAGGGGAUUGCUUAUAUGCAGCUGGGCUACGCUUGGGUGAAUGGCACGAGUACUCAUUGGCUGAUGGAACUUGCGAUGUUCGAUAUGGGGUGCACCACCGCUGGAUGCUGUCUGCGAGGCCACCAGUUUGGGUCUUCCCUAGCUUGUGUUGAUGCUGUCUGCGAAUUCUUUACGAGCAUGUAGAACAUCUGAUGCCGACUUGGAAUAAAUCAUGGUAUGAUGGUUUCUGUAAACUCUGUUGUUGUAGCAAUGAGUAUUGAAAAAUACAUUACCAGUUAUUUGUUAUGUUGAUUGACAUAGAGAAUGCACUCGUUGAAUUUAACCAUAAGAACAGAUAAUGUCGGAUCAUGCCCAUAAAUAAAUGGAUGGUUUAUCUAUGCAAUAUGCAUCUUUUGAGACCUUGGUUUAGCUAAUUUUGCUUCUUUCUUGGUACAUGUAUAUUACCAUGCACUGCAACAAAUAAUGAGUACUCUGCUGUGUAAAGAAUUAUAAAUUAAAUUUUUCAUUACUUGAUCUGAUAAUACUGGUAAUUUGAUAUGUUCACUGCUGGUGAGCAUGUCUUCAAUCAUUUUGUUAUCCAUAAAAUUUCUCUUUGGUAACAUGGUAUUCCAAACCAAUUUUGGACUACUAAUAUCUUGAUAUGUUGGGGUAUUCCCCCAGGCACAAAUGGUUAGAUUCAUCUUGUUAUUGCACCUGGUUUUGGUAGCGAUAGAUAGUUCAGCAGGUACUAUGAUAGAAAAGGAUGAAGGUCCUAAUGCCCUAACCAUAUUUUCUAGGAAAGGGUAGCAGAAGUUGGAAGUGUAACCAUAUCACUCCAAGGUUCCACCAUUCUUUCAAUGAAGGAACAAAAUAUAGCUGAACCAAACCUGGGAAAAGCAGAAGAUUUUUAUCUUAGUACCUGCUAUUCAUUGCAUAUACCUAUUUGCUCAAUCAUCUAUAUGAGCAUCUGGCUGCAUAUAAGGACCGUUUGCUUACCUUUUCCAUCUAGAUUCUUAGACAGUCCUGACUAAACAAAUGUUACCGCCACACUGAACUUGACAGCAAUUUAUUAGUAUUGAACUUGCACCUGUUUUUUUCCUCAUUUCAAGUAUGUUAGAAUGUCCAGUUUCCAGUUCAUGAAAAAGAUCCCUGGAGAGUCAAUUGGGAGAUUUCGGACCAAAAAUGGUGAAGGCUUUAAUUUAAGGUAUAGUUUAUCGAUAGAUCAAAGAUCAUAUGCUGUUAAUGAAACAUGGAAACACUAUUUUAAUCAGGAAGGCCAGGGUAAAAGUUUACACAAUUUUCUGAUAGUGUGUGGUUAAAAAUCUUUCCCAUUUUUUUCUGCACAAGAAGAGAGGUGCUUGCUUAUUUGAUUUUAAAUUCCUCAUUUGUUGAAGUUUUAAGAAUCGGGAAAUUUGCAUAAUUGCAUGCUGCGUUUGAUAACUAGAGAAGUCAGUAUUAGCUUGCAGAAAAUCUGUCAUAUGUACUUUUUGAUUUUUGUAUUAGGCUGGUAGUUAGUCCCUUCCUUGUUGACUUAUAGGCGUGAAUAAUUCUGCAGCCCUAGAUUCUGUUGUUGCUGCAGUUGUUCAGAUUUCCUGUCUUUUUGCUUGGAAUGUCCUGACCCGCGCAUGGACGACGAGCAUGGUAUUAUCUGGCUCGUGUUGGAUGUGCAUGGUAUUAUCUGGCUUGUGUUGGAUGUAAUACUCGGAAACUGAAAUUCAGUGCACUUCAUCUCUGUUUCAUUGCCAUGUCAAGCAAGUUUUUGAGAAUUUUCAUCUCUUGCCAUCCUUGGAUCGAUUUACUCAUUUGGAGUCUGCAGAAAAAUACACAAAUCGGUAAUUUUGGUUGCAAAGCUGCUAAACCUGAACAAGUCAUGUACAUCCCACAAGUUGACCUUGCUCGAAUCAUUGACUUCAAGGCGUCUGAUCUUAACAUGCUGGGGGAUACAAAUGGGUCGAUGAAUGCCAACCCGGCUAAUGCCACACUGUAUUUUCUGAAGCGCUUGUGUUGAUUGCGAUUUGUUCAGAAACUUCAGAUGUGCAAAUGAUUUCUUUGCUACAAGAAGUUGCGCCUCUUGUGUAGCGUAACACUUAUUUUUACUAUGUAAUUCUGCUUGUCGAGUGUAUUAUACCUUGUUAAGCUGAGCUCUGACACCACCUGAAGGUAUAUCUACAUGUGCCCGAUUA